Molecule: messenger RNA, 2280 nt
Organism: Gregarina niphandrodes
Lineage: Eukaryota; Apicomplexa; Conoidasida; Eugregarinorida; Gregarinidae
Exons: 2
Coding region: 1-2280 (759 amino acids)
Source: RefSeq, a predicted model, not a curated record
AUGACCCUCUUGCCCGUCCCCAUCGUCUUACGCAAUUACACGGGUAUUCACUGGUACAACAACCUCGCCAAACCCUCCUACUGCUACUCCAACAAGCCCCCGCCCUGGAUUCUGCACGCGCGGAGUUGCGAGACGUUUCUACCUUUGCGCAAGUUGAACAAAUCGGAUAAGCUUUUUUCGUAUACAGUUGGAUAUCAAUGUUUGAUUGCCGGUGUGCUCCACAAGUUUUUUGUCCAAGUCUCAAUGCCCAAGUCUGUCGCUAAUUGCACACCCGAUAUCGAGCACCGGAGCGAUCAAGAAGUGCUGUGCGAAGGAGAUGUUGGCUGCUCGUUGGGCGAACGCACUUUGAUGAACGAACUACUCGACGGCUCGGUCAGCGAAAGAGAACAUAAUGGGAGGGCUUGUCUCGAUGCGAGUGCGGGUCAGCAUGAUGGUAGUACGUGGACUAAUGCGAGUGUGCACACACGGAGCGCCGCCCUAUGUCAUGCGUCGAACUCCUUACAUGCGUCGAACUCCUUACAUGCGUCGAACUCCUUACAUGCGUCGAGUUCCUCCUCCUUGAAGGCGUCCAAUUCUUUUCAGACGGCUUCGAAUUCUUCCUUCAAGCCCUCGACUUCCUUUUGUGCCUCGAAGUCCCUAAAUCCUUCCAGGUCUCUAGAACCCUCCAAGUCGCCGCGGUCGGCCUCCUAUAAGUUCCCCAAGUCGCCGAAGUGGGUUAAAUCUUUGGCUGACCCCUCGCCCGCUCGCUUGGAGCGAGUCGAUUCUGCUCGAGCACCAGAAGCAGGCGGCAAUGGUGCUCGUGCUGUGAGGUACACGACGGCGGACUUGUUCGAAAUAACUGUGGUGGUGGCUGCGACGCCAGGUUCGUCGGUAAUGUCUUCGACAGGGCUCGCCUCACCCUCGAGUGGCUCGUCGCAGUCUGUGAUAUCAAUCUGGCCAACGGAGCUAGGAGUGCAAUACUUAGCGGAGGAGCUAGCCAAAGCGCGACUCACUCUGAGUCAGACACUGGCCAGCUGGACUCGUAACCUGAGCCAUACGCCCAUGGGUGCACCGGGAGAGCCGGAGAAUCCCCGUGAGGUGGAGAAGUUUUACAUGCUCGAGGAACCACUCGUGGUCGAUGGCAGCAGCUGCGAGCCUGAGCUGAUCUGCGGUCGAGUCAACAACGGCUCCGCCGAACUCUGCAACCUCCUCACCUCCAUUCCCGUGUACGUAUUGUACUAUACACUCAUGACCGUACUCUCCAUCACACUGCCGUACUCCCUACAGUGGUGUAUCGAGAACGAAAGCUGGAAGGAGACCCUCAAGGACAAGAAGGUCUCCGUCCAUUGCAAAAUUGUCAACAACACCAAGUACAAGCUCGUCGGUGGACAUCUGUACAGCGACCAAAUGGUUGAAAACAUCAAGGCCUCGAACAUCAAGUCGCUGGCACCCACCUCUGCUCUUGGCUCCGUGUUUGGUGGAGGCGGUUCCACCAUUGGGGGAAGUGGCGGUUCCAUCCUUGGGGGAGGAGCGGAAGGAAAUAUGGGUGGUGAGGACUCCAGCUGGAGCGCCGGCUACUUGGGUCCCACCGGUUCGACUCAGGCUCUCGCUAGUGAGUCAGGUGCUCAUGUCCCGCUGAAUGACUCUAAUCGCUGGAAAGAGCGGUCAAAAACUGCUGUCGUGCCCUCGGCGGCGGCUGCCAUAGGACAUAGCCCGAUGGACACUGCUUUCAGUAGAGCGUGGUCGACGAUGGACGUACCUCCGCAGAUGGAGGUACCCCCGCAGACGCCCAGUAAGCAAGUCCAUGAAAACAGCGGCAAAGUCAGUACGAAGGACUCUGCUACCCGACGGAGAAUGACAACUCCUACUGUCCCCUUACAGCACGAUGUCUUCGACAGCUUCUACCAUUGUGACUGUCCUUCUGGUGAUGGGGGCUUAGGCGAGCAUGGUGAGUGCUUUAUGAUCAACUUUCCGCUGUAUGAAGUUGGCCCGAUGAGCUUCACAGAGUUCGGAUUGGGAAGCAACAGGUUCAAUCUCCGCUCGCUCAAGUUGAACGUACUCUAUCAUGUCGUCGGACGAACCAGCAGCUACGACCAAAACGAGGACAUUCUGUUUAGCUGUCAUUUCACAGCUUCUCAGACGUCGACCAAAAUGAAGGGCGAUGGACAAAAUCUGCGCCACCCAGAGAAUCUGAAUCCACUGAGAGUUGAAGUGUACUUGGCACAACCUCCCUUGGCACCCUUGGAACAACCUCCCUCCUUCCGCACAGACUUUCUCAUGUUAGGGCCGCUGAAUCAUUGA